Messenger RNA from Pteronotus mesoamericanus, 2549 nucleotides. It is a transcript of the gene ANKRD13A, whose product is annotated as ankyrin repeat domain 13A. Bases 131 to 1903 code for a protein of 590 amino acids. Gene Ontology annotation, cellular component: cytoplasm. Gene Ontology annotation, molecular function: protein binding. The record is from RefSeq and is a predicted model, not a curated record. The transcript is spliced from 15 exons. Lineage: Eukaryota; Metazoa; Chordata; Mammalia; Chiroptera; Mormoopidae.
GGGCUGCGUAUCGCGCCCCUCACUCGCUCGCCUCUCGCUCGCUCGCCGGCCGCCGGGCGGGCGCCGGAGACCCCGCGGGGGCUGAGGCUUGGCAAGCGGGCGGUGAGGGCCCGGCUGCGGCCUCCUCGCCAUGUCCUCGGCCCGUGACAUCAGCGCCCACUUCCCGUUGCACCUCCUAGUCUGGAACAACGAUUAUCGGCAGCUGGAGAAGGAGCUGCGGGGCCAGAAUGUGGAGGCUGUGGAUCCACGAGGUCGAACCUUACUGCAUCUUGCUGUUUCUUUGGGACAUUUAGAAUCAGCUAGAGUCUUGCUCCGACAUAAAGCAGAUGUUACCAAAGAAAAUCGCGAGGGAUGGACAGUUUUACACGAGGCUGUGAGCACUGGGGACCCCGAGAUGGUGCACACGGUCCUUCAGCACCGAGACUUCCACCACACGUCUACAGCCCUCGAGGCAGUUCCUGAGCUGCUCCAAAAGAUUCUGGAGACUCCGGAUUUUUAUGUGCAGAUGAAAUGGGAAUUCACCAGCUGGGUGCCCUUGGUUUCUAGAAUAUGCCCAAAUGAUGUCUGCCGCAUUUGGAAAAGCGGUGCCAAACUGCGUGUCGAUAUCACGUUGCUGGGAUUUGAGAACAUGAGCUGGAUAAGAGGGAGGCGUAGCUUCAUAUUUAAGGGAGAAGACAACUGGGCGGAAUUGAUGGAGGUCAACCAUGAUGACAAAGUGGUCACCACUGAACACUUUGAUCUUUCCCAGGAAAUGGAGCGCCUCACUCUGGACUUGAUGAAGCCAACAAGCAGGGAAGUUGAGAGGCGGCUCACAAGCCCCGUCAUUAACACCAGCCUCGAUACUAAAAAUAUUGCUUUUGAAAGAACUAAAUCCGGAUUCUGGGGCUGGAGGACAGAUAAAGCAGAAGUUGUUAAUGGUUACGAAGCAAAGGUUUACUCAGUAAAUAAUGUGAGUGUGAUAACCAAAAUACGGACAGAACAUCUGACCGAGGAAGAAAAAAAGAGAUACAAAGCGGACAGGAACCCACUGGAAUCUUUGUUGGGAACUGUGGAACACCAGUUCGGUGCUCAAGGGGACCUCACCACAGAAUGUGCCACUGCGAACAACCCUACAGCCAUCACGCCUGACGAGUACUUCGACGAAGAGUUUGAUCUGAGAGACAGGGACAUCGGAAGGCCGAAAGAGCUGACGAUUAGAACACAAAAGUUCAAAGCAACGCUGUGGAUGUGUGAGGAAUUUCCUCUCUCUCUCGUGGAGCAGGUCAUUCCCAUCAUUGACCUGAUGGCCAGAACUAGCGCUCAUUUUGCAAGACUGAGAGAUUUCAUCAAAUUGGAAUUCCCACCUGGAUUUCCUGUCAAAAUAGAAAUUCCCUUGUUUCAUGUCUUAAAUGCACGGAUUACAUUUGGAAAUGUCAAUGGCUGUAGCACUGCUGAAGAAACUGUACCUCAAAACGUGGAUGGGACCAAGGCUAAUUCAGCGUCCCCGGACACAGACUUUGAGGUUGACCAAUCUGUGUUUGAAAUUCCUGAAUCUUACCAUGUUCAAGACAAUGGCAAAAACAUGCAUUUGCAGGAUGAAGAUUAUGACAUCAUGCAGUUUGCCAUCCAGCAGAGCUUGCUGGAGUCUAGCAGGAGUCAGGACCUUUCAGGACCAGCUUCGAAUGGGGGGAUCAGCCAGACACACGUCUAUGAUGCCCAAUAUGAGAGAGCCAUCCAGGAAAGCCUCCUCACCAGCUCGGAAGGCCUGUGCCCUGGUGCCUCAAGUGAGACAAGCCAUUUCGAUAGCGACCUGCAACUGGCCAUGGAGCUGUCUGCCAAAGAGCUGGAGGAGCGGGAGCUCCGGCUCCGGGAGGAGGAGGCGGAGCUCCAGCAAGUCUUACAGCUGUCUCUCACUGACAAGUAGAGCUUUCUGCCCAGGGGCUGCGCAGAGCAGAGGCUCGGGGCUGCAGCGGUGCUAGGAUACCAGGACCCUGAGGCUAAGGCACUGCACCUCCCACGUGCGCAGCAGAUGGCAGCUGCCCCCUUCUUUACAGAGGUGCAGGACCAGGUGCUCCCUGGUCCGCCCGCGACACUCCCUGGUGAAGGGGCUGGGGGUGGGCAGGCCACAUCUCCAGGCUAAGGGGAGGAGAGCCCUGUCACUUUCCAUGAGCUAUAUUGGCUUGCAGGUCACAUUUUUUCUACCAGCUUUAGACAAAAACCCUAAUCCCCGCAGGUUUGUAUGUUCAUUUUUACCAAGAAGUGGUAACAAAACAAGUUAUUGCAGAGUCAGGGUGCUUUUAUAUCUGAGAGCAGCAGCCUUUGUAGAGUGUGGUUUAUGAAAAUUUAUGGUACUUCUUUACAGUUCUCCAAAGAAACAGAUAAUCUGUGCCGAUCUGCUCUUUUGUUUUUACCUUUAUACAGGGUUUCUAGGACACCAUCACUGCUCCUCCUCCAUCUCCACCUUAUUCCAUUCCUUCCAUCCCCAGCUAAUGUUAAAGAGGGGAGGUGUAUACAGGAUCUAUUUUAGAUUACAGUUAACUAUUUGCAUCAAAUUAAGAUAUACUAGUGAC